CGUGUUUGAGCAUCUUGUAUAGUUUGUUGCUCGUGCAAGAGAUGGGGUUAAUUUUCACUCACUGAAAAAUCGAAUGUAAAUACAGCUUAAUAAUAAAAUCGGAAAACUAGAAAAAUUGAAUACAAAUGAGUGAUGAUUCAAAAAACAACGAUAUAAAAAUGGAAAGUACCCAAAAUACAGAGGGUGUAAUAUUUAAUAAUGUAGCUAAAGUAAAAAAACGGAAACGGGGUAUUGUAUAUUUAUCUAGCAUACCUAAAUAUAUGAAUAUCACGAAAAUUCGUGAAUUAUUUUCUGCAUACGGUAAAGUUGGAAGAAUCUAUUUACAAUUAGCUGAAAAUGAACUGGAGCGGAAUGGUGGAAAGAAGAAACAAAAGAAAGUUUAUACAAAGUUCUUUACUGAAGGUUGGGUUGAAUUUGAAAGUAAGAAAAUAGCAAAAUAUGUUGCAUUUACAUUAAACAAUACCCAAAUAUCAACUAGAAAAAAGAGUAAAUUUUAUGAUGUUAUUUGGAACAUAAAAUAUCUUCCAAGAUUCAAGUGGAUUCAUCUGAGCGAACGUUUAGCUUAUGAACGUGCAGUACAUAAACAAAGACUACAAACCGAAAUUGCACAAGCAAAACGAGAGGCAAACUUCUAUUCGCACAACGUCGACAGAAGUAGAAAACUACAUCAAGUGCGACAAGACGAGAAUAGCACAUUUGUACCACCUAUGAUAAAACAAAGGGAUACAGAUGCUGAAAUCAGAAGCAAAAAGGAAAGCAAAUCUGUAACAGAUAGAACAGAUUUCCUGAAAUCUCUGUUUGGUUGAAAUUCUUCUAUCAGGGAAAUAUAAUAUUUAUUUAUUUAUAACUAAACAGUAAAUAUCUCUUUCUAUAUAUAAGCAUAUAAAUGAAUCAGUAAAUCGGUUAAUUGUUAAGUUGCUUUAUCUUUUGUACCUUUCGUGUAAAUUGAAUAAAAUUAUUCUAUGUAAAUUAA
This is a messenger RNA of Frieseomelitta varia, 973 nucleotides long. Its product is annotated as activator of basal transcription 1-like. The transcript has 3 exons. The record is from RefSeq and is a predicted model, not a curated record. Gene Ontology annotation, cellular component: nucleolus. Gene Ontology annotation, molecular function: RNA binding. Bases 126 to 806 code for a protein of 226 amino acids. Gene Ontology annotation, biological process: small-subunit processome assembly; endonucleolytic cleavage in 5'-ETS of tricistronic rRNA transcript (SSU-rRNA, 5.8S rRNA, LSU-rRNA); endonucleolytic cleavage to generate mature 5'-end of SSU-rRNA from (SSU-rRNA, 5.8S rRNA, LSU-rRNA). Lineage: Eukaryota; Metazoa; Arthropoda; Insecta; Hymenoptera; Apidae.